This is a messenger RNA of Cuculus canorus (common cuckoo), 1840 nucleotides long. It is a transcript of the gene CEP57L1, whose product is annotated as centrosomal protein 57 like 1. Gene Ontology annotation, molecular function: identical protein binding; gamma-tubulin binding; microtubule binding. Bases 377 to 1840 code for a protein of 487 amino acids. The transcript is spliced from 13 exons. The record is from RefSeq and is a predicted model, not a curated record. Gene Ontology annotation, cellular component: centrosome. Lineage: Eukaryota; Metazoa; Chordata; Aves; Cuculiformes; Cuculidae.
CGCACCUUGAAUACUGUGCUCAGUUCUGGGCCCCUCGCUACAAGAAGGAUGUUGAGGCUCUGGAGCGUGUCCAGAGAAGAGCAACGAAGCAGACCUGAAUAAUGGAGAGAAGGCAAAUGUCAUCACUCAGGCGUACAAGAAAAUAACAAGCCGGCUAUGUUAAAGCACUUCUGGAGCUGAGCCAUCUAACAAACAUGGGAAACACUCCGAGAGAUAAAAUACUCCACAAAGCAUGCUGAGACAAAGUGUUCGGUAGACGGGGGAUUUUUCGGAGUUUUGUAAGGAAACAAACAGAUUCCAGAGGUGUGUUCCAGCUCAGCCAAUCCCAAGGCUGUUGUGCAGCUCUGCCACCUCUCCAAGACCAAUCACAGCUCUGAUGGGAAACUCGUUUUGCUGUUUGUCUCGGUGUGCUGAUGAUGAAUGGCUGCUUCAGGGGAAGAGAUCAAGCCCUGUGGCUGUGAGUUCUGAAUCAAAGAACGGUUUCAUAGGAAGCUUUCUUCAGCCACCAGAUAAGAUGCUUCCUGCAGCCUUUGCUUCUAUAGAAUCAAAGAAGUUGGCAGCUGUUGGUGGUGACAGGCUUUCUCUCCUCAAUAACCAAGCCGUGAAAACUCUUCAAGAAAAGAUCCGCUGUCUAGAGUUGGAGAAAUCACAGGCUGAAGAUAAUCUGUGCUGCCUCUCCAUAGCAGCUGCUCAGUAUAAGAAGACCUUAGAGCAUGAAUCCUGCAAGAAGGACAUAGCACACCAAGAGCUGAUGCAACAGAGGAAAGAUGUAAAUGUACAGUUAAAUGAGGCACAAUCUCGCUGCUCCCUGCUGGACAAACAGCUGGAUUACAUGAGAAAAAUGAUUUCCAGUGCAGAAUUGGAAAAGAAAAUGGUUUUAGGACAACAGGCCCAGCUUCAGAAAGAGGAAGAUCAGAACCAGUUAGAACUGCAUGCAAAACUUGAAAAGCUUGAAAUGUUAGAAAAAAUGUGUCUUAAACUUGGUGCUACUCAGCGAAUUAUAGAAGACAAGAUCAAACACUUGGAAGAAAAGCUGUGUAAAGAAGAGCAUCAGCAAAUGCUAAUACAAGACAAAACUGCUCAGCUUCAAACAAGAUUUGAGAUAAACAGAAUUUUGAUGUCUUCAGUAACAUCUGAAAAUAAACCUAAAAAGGAAAAUGGGAAGAAGAAAACUAAGAAGAAAAAUACCACAAUGAAGAAAAUGGACCCUUCACAGUUGCAUGUAAAGGCUGGUGAACUACCUUUUGUGGCAGGGAAGUCUGUCAGUUCCAGCCAUUCUGUUAGAGCAAACGUACAAAGUGUGUUGCAUAUUAUGAAGCAUUGCAAUCCACGUAUCUCAUCACGAAGCCAAGGAGGAGCUACAUCUGGGAUUUCAGGAUGCAGUGCACUUUCAGAAUCUGUAUUCUCUUGUUCCACACCACCUACUGCCACCAGAAAUCUUUCAGACCUACAAGAUGAGCUGGGCCAAAUGAGCUUUAAGCAUCAUGAACUUCUGAAGAAGAUACAGGAAACUCAAGACUCCAAAGUUUGUGAAGACCUAGAACGGGAGCUAGAUUGUCUUGUAAAACAAAUUGAGAUUAAAGGAGAGCAAAUAUCCAAGCUGAAAAAUCAUCAGGCUACAAUGCAGAAAUUAAAGAGAAAAACUCAGAAACUGAAGCCUGGGGCAGCUCAUAUCAAACUAAAGCAUGGUGACCAAAAGGAAGCAAAGGAGAUUGCAGUCCCUAUAAGGGAAAGAAUGUCUAAAUCUUGUCCUGGGCAGAGAAGCAGAAACUCUCUUCAGCUGCUAAAAAAUGUGCAGAAACUUCAAUCAACAUUGAAAAAACUAUUGUGGGAACAAUAG